AUGGGUAACGAGAAUCGUGAUAUGCACAUACUCUUCUUCCCCUUUCUGGCUAAUGGUCACAUCAUACCAUGCGUGGACCUAGCCAGAGUCUUUGCAGCAAGAGGAAUCAGAGCCACCAUAGUCACCACUCAUCUCAACGUUCCCUUCAUUUCCAGAACCAUUGGAAAAGCCAGUGUUGAUAUCAGAACCAUCAAGUUCCCUUCAUCUGAAGACACUGGCUUGCCCGAAGGUUGCGAGAAUUCUGAGUCAGCACUCGCCCCAGACAAGUUCAUCAAGUUCAUGAAAGCCACGAUGCUGCUUCAGGAGCCACUGGAACAAGUGUUACAAGAAGAACACCCAGAUUGCAUAGUUGCUGACAUGUUCUUCCCGUGGGCCACAGAUUCUGCAGCUAAAUUUGGAAUUCCUAGGAUCGUGUUUCACGGCUUGGGGUUCUUCCCUUUAUGUGUUUUAGCAUGCGUGAGACAGUACAAGCCUCAAGACAAAGUUUCCUCUUACACCGAACCUUUUGUGGUUCCGAAUCUUCCAGGUGAAAUAACACUGACAAAGAUGCAAUUGCCACAAGUUCCUCAGCAUGAUAAGGUUUUCAGCCAGUUGUUGGAAGAGUCUAAUGAAUCAGAGUUGAAGAGUUAUGGUGUGAUUGCAAACAGCUUCUAUGAAUUGGAGCCUGUUUAUGCAGAUCAUUAUAGGAAUGAGCUUGGUAGAAGAGCAUGGCAUUUGGGUCCUGUUUCUUUGUGCAAUAGGGACACUGAAGAGAAAGCACAUAGAGGAAGGGAAACAGCUAUUGAUGAACAUGAGUGCUUGAAGUGGCUUCACUCCAAGGAACCCAAUUCGGUUGUUUAUGUUUGCUUUGGUAGCAUGUCAAGUUUCCCUGAUGCUCAGCUUAAAGAAAUUGCAAUGGGUUUGGAGGCUUCAGGGAAGCCAUUCAUUUGGGUGGUGAAGAAAGGCUCUAAAAGUGAAGAUGAGAAAUUGGAAUGGCUGCCAGAAGGGUUUGAGGAGAGAAUAGAAGGUAAGGGUCUAAUCAUAAGGGGUUGGGCACCCCAAGUGAUGAUUUUGGACCAUGAAGCUGUUGGAGGGUUUGUGACUCAUUGUGGGUGGAAUUCUACACUUGAAGGAGUGUGUGCAGGGUUGCCAAUGGUGACUUGGCCUAUGUAUGGAGAGCAAUUUUACAACGCCAAGUUUUUAACUGACGUAGUUAAAAUUGGUGUGGGUGUUGGAGUUCAAACGUGGAUUGGAAUGGGAGGAGGAGAGCCUGUGAAGAAGGAUGCAAUAGAGAAAGCAGUGAAACGGAUAAUGAUUGGAGAGGAAGCAGAGGAAAUGAGAAAGAGAGCAAAGGCACUUAGCCAGAAAGCAAGGCAAGCUGUGGAGGUAGGAGGAUCAUCUUACUCGGAUUUCAACUCUUUAGUUGAGGAUUUGAGGUCGCGUGCCAAAUGAUAUAUGCAUUUGAAAGAGUCUUA
Molecule: messenger RNA, 1454 nt
Organism: Gastrolobium bilobum
Lineage: Eukaryota; Viridiplantae; Streptophyta; Magnoliopsida; Fabales; Fabaceae
Product: probable UDP-glucosyl transferase 73B6
Exons: 1
Coding region: 1-1431 (476 amino acids)
Molecular function (GO): UDP-glycosyltransferase activity
Source: RefSeq, a predicted model, not a curated record